Asparagus officinalis (garden asparagus) is the source of this 1545-nucleotide messenger RNA. Its product is annotated as cytochrome P450 CYP72A219-like. Bases 138 to 1418 code for a protein of 426 amino acids. Lineage: Eukaryota; Viridiplantae; Streptophyta; Magnoliopsida; Asparagales; Asparagaceae. The transcript is spliced from 4 exons. The record is from RefSeq and is a predicted model, not a curated record. Gene Ontology annotation, molecular function: heme binding; monooxygenase activity; iron ion binding.
AAUGUCUUGGCAAUUCUUCAUAAUUUAUGUGUCUGGGUAAAAUCUGUGGAUAAUGAUCACCUUUCCAGUAGUGUACAUUGGCACAUUCGAUCUCCGCUAGUGCGGGUAUACAUGAGAAAAGCAGCAGCAUCUGAAACAUGAAAACUUUUGCAGGCAAGAUGUGCACCAUAUGGGCAGGAAAGGUUCCCAGGGUACUGAUAUGGGAUUCGGAGAUGGUGAAAGAGGUCUUUUCAGAAAAAACCAAUCAGAUCAGAAAACCCCCGCUUAAUCCUCUGAUAAGUAUCCUGGCCCAGGGGGUGGCGAGCCUCGAAGGCGAGGAAUGGGCUAAGAGGAGGAAAACAAUUACGCCAGCCUUCCAUCUGGAGAAACUGAAGAGGAUGGUGCCAGCUUUUGCAACUAGCUGCAAAGAUUUGAUAAAGAUAUGGGACGGGUUAGUUGGCACUCAAGGGUCCUGUGAAGUUGAUGUAAGCCCUGAGUUCCAAAAUCUCACGGGGGAUGUCAUUUCACGAACUGCCUUCGGAAGUAGCUUCGAAGAAGGGAAGAGGAUUUUCGAACUACAAAAGGAACAAGCUGAACUGGCCAUUGAAGCUGCCCGUGUACCUUAUAUUCCAGGAUACAGAUUCAUCCCAACAGCAAAGAACAGAAGAAGGAUGUGGAUAUACAGAGAAAUCAGGACUAUCUUAAGAGAGAUGAUAGAUAAGAAGCUAAAAUACAUUGAAACUGAAGGAUCAGAAAGUGGAGAUUUACUAGGAUUACUCCUGCAGUCCACAAGUGGUGACGAUAAAAAGUAUGAAAUCAAGAUUGAAGAUGUGAUUGAAGAAUGCAAGUUGUUCUAUUUUGCAGGUCAAGAGACAACAUCGACGUUGCUCACCUGGACAAUGAUUCUUUUGUCGUUGCAUCCCGUCUGGCAGCAGAGAGCUCGCGAAGAAGUUCAGAAAACCUGCGGGAAGAAUACACCGAAUAUGGAAUCCAUAAACGAGCUUAAAAUUGUAACCAUGAUACUUCAUGAAGUUUUAAGACUAUACCCACCUAUUACUUUUCUAGUACGCCAUGCUUACAAGGAAACAAAGCUAGGAGAGUUUUGCUUCCCUGCUGGUGUAGAUUUUGGUCUUCCUAUAUUACUCAUACACCAUGAUCGAGAAUUAUGGGGUGACGAUGCAGAGGAAUUUAACCCCGAGAGGUUUUCAGAAGGGAUAUCAAAGGCAACUAAAGGGGGUCAAAAUGCAUUCUAUCCCUUCGGAUGGGGACCGAGGAUAUGUUUAGGACAGAGUUUCGCCAUGAUUGAAGCAAAGAUGGCUCUAGCUAUUAUUCUACAGCACUUCUCCUUUGAGCUCUCACCUUCUUAUUCGCAUGCCCCAUAUACUGUGAUAACUCUCCAGCCACAACAUGGAGCUCAUGUUACCCUACGUCGACUAUAGAUUUUAAACAGAAGAUUUUAUGUGGUUUUUGGUUAGGUCCUUACUUUACUUGUACCAAUAAAUAUCGGUAACACACAGAUGUGAAGCUGAUUGCUUGGGAGUUAAUACUCAUUUCUCUUUAUUUUAA